AUGAUUACUUCAGGUCAGAAUCGAAUCCCGCCCGAGGAAAGUCUGUUCUACUGCCAGCCUGGACAGCAAGAAGCAUGUCUAUCUAACACCACUUUGGCUGUGACAUUAGGAUCUGAAGCAGUACGUCCUUUAUACGAAGUGACAUCAAACUAUCUAAAUCACAGUCUCUCGGACCAAAGUACAGAAUUGCAGACUCAAACUUCAGAAGAUGGCGAUGCUAGCGCUCUCAUGCUUCAGAAUAAACUGGCUGGUUGCCAGGGCAAUAGUUUCUGUGUUUUCGACCUCCGUGAAUCCACCAGCUUGGGUGAAAAUGUCUGGAAAAUGGCUCAUCGUCUCGGCAGACUUUUCUGUCUUGGGGGGCAGAUAUGUGAGUUUUUGAACAAACUUUCUCGACAUAUAUAUUUUGCACUUGUUUAUCGUAGCCUCUAG
Protopolystoma xenopodis is the source of this 429-nucleotide messenger RNA. Lineage: Eukaryota; Metazoa; Platyhelminthes; Monogenea; Polystomatidea; Polystomatidae. The record is from the annotation of a GenBank genome assembly.